Molecule: messenger RNA, 3640 nt
Organism: Vitis riparia (riverbank grape)
Lineage: Eukaryota; Viridiplantae; Streptophyta; Magnoliopsida; Vitales; Vitaceae
Product: RNA cytidine acetyltransferase 1
Exons: 26
Coding region: 280-3378 (1032 amino acids)
Biological process (GO): rRNA acetylation involved in maturation of SSU-rRNA
Cellular component (GO): 90S preribosome; nucleolus
Molecular function (GO): ATP binding; 18S rRNA cytidine N-acetyltransferase activity; tRNA binding
Source: RefSeq, a predicted model, not a curated record
CUCCUCUUUUUUCUCUUCUACAAAUAAAACGUCUCUCAACAGCAAGUUCACGACCGCCGCUCUCCCCGCCUCACCGACUGUCUUCUAUCUCCGGAUUCGCCGCCGGAUAAAUACGCUCUGUCUCCGGCGAACCAAACCGUCUUCCACCUACAACUCCGCCGCGCGUGCUCAGCCACCCGCCGCCGCUACUGCCACUCUUUCUGCGGCCGCCCAUCCGCUGGAUACUUUCCUCGCCUAGCUUCAGCGCAAUAAUUUUAUUUGUGACUAGAGUAUCUAAAAAUGAGGAAGAAAGUGGACGAGCGCAUCAGAACUCUGAUCGAAAACGGCGUCAAGACUAGACACCGUUCUAUGUUCGUUAUUAUCGGCGACAAGUCUCGUGACCAGAUUGUGAAUCUUCACUACAUGUUGAGUAAGGCGGUGAUCAAAUCUAGACCUACUGUUUUGUGGUGUUACAAGGACAAACUUGAACUUAGCAGUCACAAGAAAAAACGUGCAAAGCAGGUUAAAAAGUUAAUGCAAAGGGGACUGCUGGAUCCUGAGAAGGUUGAUCCCUUUUCACUUUUUGUUGAAAGUGGAGGAUUAACAUAUUGCUUGUACAAGGACUCAGAGAGAAUUCUAGGGAAUACAUUUGGCAUGUGUGUAUUACAGGAUUUUGAGGCUUUGACACCAAAUCUGCUAGCAAGAACAAUAGAAACAGUAGAGGGUGGUGGGUUGAUUGUGUUGCUGCUCCGUUCUCUAUCCUCCCUCACCAGUCUGUGCACCAUGGUUAUGGAUGUUCAUGAGAGGUUUCGUACAGAAUCCCAUUCUGAGGCUGCGGGUCGCUUUAAUGAGCGUUUCUUGUUAUCACUUGCGUCAUGCAAAGCAUGUGUUAUUAUGGAUGAUGAGCUGAAUAUUUUACCAAUUUCAUCUCACAUAAGGUCAAUUACCGCAGUUCCAGUUAAAGAGGACUCUGAAGGACUUUCAGAAGCAGAACGAGACCUGAAGAAUCUGAAAGAACAACUAAAUGAAGAUUUUCCUGUUGGUCCUUUGAUUAAGAAAUGUUGUACACUGGAUCAGGGAAAAGCUGUUAUCACAUUUCUUGAUGCAAUUUUGGAUAAGGCACUUCGUAGCACAGUUGUGUCUCUUGCUGCUCGUGGCCGUGGUAAAUCAGCGGCCCUUGGUCUAGCUGUUGCUGGAGCGAUUGCUGCAGGUUAUUCAAAUAUCUUUGUAACUGCCCCAAGCCCUGAUAACUUGAAGACUUUGUUCGAAUUCAUUUGCAAGGGAUUUGAUGCACUUGAAUACAAGGAGCAUAUAGAUUAUGAUGUAGUGAAAAGUACCAACCCUGAAUUCAAAAAAGCAACUGUUCGAAUCAAUAUAUACAGACAGCACAGACAAACAAUUCAGUAUAUACAACCACAUGAACAUGAAAAGCUCUCCCAGGUUGAACUGUUGGUUGUUGAUGAAGCAGCAGCUAUUCCAUUGCCAGUUGUCAAGUCUUUGCUUGGUCCUUAUCUAGUUUUCCUUUCAUCUACUGUAAAUGGCUAUGAAGGUACUGGUCGGUCCUUAUCACUAAAACUUCUUCAGCAAUUGGAGGAGCAAAGUCAAAUGCCUACGAAGAGUGUGGAAAACUCCCUUUCUGGUCGUCUGUUCAAAAAGAUAGAACUGAGUGAAUCUAUCAGAUAUGCUUCUGGUGAUCCAAUUGAAUCGUGGCUGAAUACAUUACUUUGCUUGGAUGUUGCAAACUCCAUUCCUAAUAUUAGCCGGUUACCUCCACCCAGUGAGUGUGAUCUCUACUAUGUUAAUCGAGAUACUCUUUUCUCCUAUCACAAGGACAGUGAGUUAUUUUUGCAGCGAAUGAUGGCCCUGUAUGUUGCUUCUCACUACAAAAAUUCUCCAAAUGAUUUACAAUUAAUGGCUGAUGCUCCAGCUCACCACUUGUUUGUGUUACUUGGCCCUGUUGACGAGUCAAAAAACCACCUUCCUGAUAUUUUGUGUGUCAUUCAGGUAUGCCUUGAAGGACAGAUUUCUCGUAAAUCUGCAAUCAAAAGUUUAAGUGAUGGUCGUCAACCUUUUGGAGACCAAAUACCUUGGAAAUUCUGUGAGCAAUUCCAAGACACAGUUUUCCCAACUCUUUCAGGUGCUCGCAUUGUUCGAAUUGCCACCCAUCCAAGUGCCAUGAGGCUUGGAUAUGGUUCAGCUGCAGUGGAACUUUUAACUAGGUACUUUGAAGGGCAGUUGACUCCUAUUUCUGAAAUAGAUGUUGAAAAUACUGUUGAGACUCCACAUGUCAGAGUUACAGAAGCGGCAGAGAAGGUUUCAUUGCUAGAAGAAAAUAUAAAACCCCGAACAGACCUUCCACACCUGCUAGUACAUCUUCAUGAACGACGACCGGAAAAGCUCCAUUACAUUGGUGUCUCCUUUGGGCUUACCCUUGACCUUUUUCGCUUUUGGAGGAGACACAAGUUUGCCCCUUUCUACAUUGGCCAGAUUCAGAGUACUGUGACUGGUGAGCACACAUGUAUGGUUCUGAAGCCAUUGAACAAUGAUGAAAUUGAAGUUAGCGGAUCUGAUCAGUGGGGGUUUUUUGGUCCAUUUUACCAAGAUUUCAAGCGAAGGUUUGCUAGAUUACUGGGUGCUAGUUUUCGGACGAUGGAAUAUAAGCUUGCCAUGAGCAUAUUGGAUCCAAAGAUCAACUUCCAGGAUGUGGAACCUACAAUGCCUCCCUCAAAUGGAUUUUUGACGUCGCUAAAUGGAAUUUUUUCACCACAUGAUAUGAAGAGACUGGAAGCUUAUACCAAUAAUCUGGCUGAUUUCCAUAUGAUUUUGGACCUUGUUCCUAUCCUUGUACAUCAAUACUACCAAGAGAAGCUUCCAGUUACAUUAUCAUAUGCUCAGGCUUCCGUUUUACUUUGCAUUGGUUUGCAGAACCAAAACAUAUCUUACAUUGAGGGAGAAAUAAAGUUGGAAAGGCAACAAAUUUUGUCUCUGUUCAUAAAAUCUAUGAAGAAAUUGUACAAAUAUCUUUAUGGUAUUGCUUCAAAGGAGAUCGAGUCAACCCUACCUCGACUAAGAGAAAUCGUGAUGGAACCCCACACUAUCUCCGUGGACGAGGAUCUCAAUGAUGCAGCAAAGCAAGUCGAGGAUGGGAUGAAAGCAAAGACAGAGAGUUUACUAGAUCCCGAUUUCCUCCAACAGUAUGCCAUUGCAGACAGAGAAGCUGAUUUCGAGAAAGCUCUGCAAAAUGGUGGUGGGAAAUUACCUUCGAGCGGUCUCAUCAGUGUGAAGUCGAGUAGAACUAAAAUGGAGAAGCAUGGAAAGCAGGAGAAGAGUCACAAGAGCGGAGAAAAACGUAGUAAGGAUCACCACAGCUCCAAAUCAAACAAGAAAAGGAAAUCUUAGUUUAUUGUCGGUGGGACAAAAGUCAAGGUGCGUGGCCUGGCCCUAUGGUUUUGCUCCAAGUUGAGUGUAGUUUUUGUUCACGAGGGAAUUUCCGUGUUAUUUAUUUCAGCCACUAGUUUGGUUUAUAGUUAUAGCAAAAUAUGAGGGGAUGCAAAAAAAAUUUGUCACAGUAGAAGGAACACCAUCUCUACUCUAGCAUUUCUCGUUCUCCUUCCUAUUUAUUUAUUUGAGUUUUUAUGUUUGCUCUGUUUUGAGAAAAGUA